GCCAUGAUUACUUCAUCGCUACAUAGAAAUCGAUAAAGAAGCACACAAAUACGCUAUAGAUAUUUCAGUUCUCUCUUCCUCUACUCACCUUAAAAAGUCAGAGGAUUACUGUGAGGAAAACCUUGCUAACCUUAAAUUGGAUUUCUAAUAUAUCAAAGAAAACCGAGGGUUCAUUAGUAAGGUGAUUUCUUCCUUUAUUAAUGCAUAUUCAUCAAGUAUCAAUACAUCAAAUCUUCGUUACUGGCAAGCCUCCUGUAUUGAGUCCUUUGUACGAUGUGCAAAUCCAUUUUUCCAGCUGUUCAUCAUGCGUUCGUUCAAACUAAAUUAUUUGCUUCAGGACAUUCUAACAAUAGAGACUCAAGACGACCAGAACUUACAGACAGCCCUAGAUAUUCUUGGGGAAUUAGUCAAGUUUAAUAAAAGAAACAUUCUCUUACUAGAAGCUCAGAUCCGUCCAAGCGAUAUGCAGAAGUUUCUUAAUAAAUGACUCAGCCAUCUUAUUGACUCAAAUGUAUUCUUGAGAAGCAUCUUGCUCGCUAUGCUUAAGUGACAAGCGAGUGAACCCAGUCAGGAAGGACUGUUUAAUGCGGAUAAAGGAUUCAUAAAGAACUCAAAAAUUUGUUCAUUCGUAAGCACUAAGAUUCCUGAAAUUAUUAAUGAUAUUCAGUCGAAUCUAACAGUUGAAAGAAUCUCACAGACAAUCUUGUCAUGCCUCAACACUGUUAUAAUUACAAUAAAAUUUAUAUCUUCAUGAUGUCCAAAGAAUUAGGAAAGUUGGACAUGGUAAAAUCAAUUCUAGAAUCUCCAGAGAUAAAAUUAAACUUCAUUUGUCUACUCAAAAGUUGGGAGUACUCCUACUGCAAUAGACCAAGGGAUGCGUAUUCUCUACAAUUUACAACAGGAAUCGAGUUCAGCCAAUUUGUCAAAAUUGAGCUAUUAAAAGAGUUAGAAGUAGCCUCAUAGUCUAAACCGAGUUAGUUUAUACAUGAUUGCCUAGAAUAGGAUCAAAUAUUCUAGGUUUCCUCUGAUUGGCUAAUAUAAUAAUUGCUUCAAUCCA
Moneuplotes crassus is the source of this 1057-nucleotide messenger RNA. The record is from the annotation of a GenBank genome assembly. NCBI's taxonomy places the organism in Eukaryota, Ciliophora, Spirotrichea, Euplotida, Euplotidae.